UAUUACGUCUCCGGCUCACCAAUGACGCAUUCUAGUUGAACCUAUUGUACGGAUAAAUCGAGUAAUACUCAUUUCUGUUUAUCUAUAAAAAAUAAAUCGUUCAGAAUAUAAUGACAAUGGAUCAUUCAAGUUUACUUUACAUCAGUGCAAUUGUAACUGUUUUACAGUACGCUCAAAGUGCUCCGAGUGAGUUGCCAAAGGUAAAUGUCCAAUCGCAAGGUCAGUAUACACAAGCUGUAUCAAAUAAAGGGAGCCUUGUAAAAGAAGAUGGCCUUUCUUCAAGAUUCCCAGCCAUUGAAGAUGAUCGCCUCAAUUGGGGAGUUAUGGUUGACCCUUUGAUUCACGAAAAUGAAGAAGCAUUUAACAGACCUAUAACUAUAAGAAGAAAAAUACUUAAAUCAAAUAAAAUCGCAAAAGGAACAGUUUUAAUGAAUGAAGAAAGGACACCACCACAGAAUAUUGAUACUAGUAAGAACAAUAAAGUUAAUAUUGGGCCCCAGUCGAUUGCUUCGUCAAGUAGCAAAUCCAAUACAGAUGUUGUUGACGGUUUGCAGAUUGCUAGAAAAGCCUUAGAGAAGCCAAAACAAGAUAGAACUGCCAUACAAUGUGAUGCAGCUAUUAUUUCUUGUUGUAGUAAUAAACGAGAGCUGCAAUGGCAAUGCCAAAUUGCAAAGGAAUGCUUGUCAAGUUUCAGUGUUUGUGAAAUACCAAUUAUACAAAGAUCCAUAGAUAAUAUGAUAUUCUUUUAUAUGGAUUCGUCUUAGAGUAAUGAAAAUGGGGCUGUGUAUGGCCUUUUAAUAAAAAUAAUAGAUGUGUUUAUACGUACAUAUUAAAUAGCAAUGUGAUAAGAACAAUAGAUAGGUAUAAUAAUGUAAUUAUUGUGUUAACGAACAAUUUAUAUUUACAAGUGAACCAGCACGACUACUCUUUGAAGUAUUUAAAGGGAUCAUAAUAGACGAUUAUAUAAAAAGCUUCUAUGGUAAGUAAAAAGUCAUGGAUUUUUUUUUUUCAUAUGUAACUGCUACAUUAUAGUAGAUACUCUCUCUAUUUUAUUUCUUUUUGUUGAUCUUAUUUGAUAAUUUGUUGAUUUAUUAUUAUGUUGUAAAUGUUGUAAACGUAUAAUGUAAAUUGGUAAAAUAAUUGUAAUUACAUAUAUAAAUGACUUGCUUCAUUAUAUAAUAUAAUUUAUUGUUCCUUUAUACGUCUACACCUAUCAUAGCACAAAAUAAAUAUAGAACUGAAUAAAAAAUGCAUUCAUUAA
Molecule: messenger RNA, 1261 nt
Organism: Zerene cesonia (dogface butterfly)
Lineage: Eukaryota; Metazoa; Arthropoda; Insecta; Lepidoptera; Pieridae
Exons: 2
Coding region: 111-764 (217 amino acids)
Source: RefSeq, a predicted model, not a curated record